Messenger RNA from Porites lobata, 762 nucleotides. The record is from the annotation of a GenBank genome assembly. Lineage: Eukaryota; Metazoa; Cnidaria; Anthozoa; Scleractinia; Poritidae.
AAAUUGUUUUACUUCCAGCCUAGUGAUUUCAGAACGGAGCUGAAAAUAAUUGGCCAGACAGGGAAGCUUGGACAGAAAGAAAAACUAAGCUUUGUGAGCCUAGCGAGACAAAUUGAAGGGGCGAUAAACAAAGUGUAUAAGUCCUCCGAAGUUGUAGAUGCUGUUUUAUGGCCAUUAACUCUAGGAUGAGACUGAAAAGUUAUUUAGAAGGGCUGGGAGACUUGACUCUGUCUUGGUUAAGACACCUCUUGAGAUCUCUUUACCAGGAGAAGAGUGCAACGGAACUUUAACAAAAAUUAACAGGAGUAACAGGGGAGUCCACAAAAACUUUCCUAUCAGAACUUGGACUCUAAAAAAAGGAUCCUUUUUGCCACAAAGUAGAAACUGCACUUAAGUGCGACCCUAACCUGGUUCAGGGGAUAUUUUCUCUUGCAGUAGAUACAAAUCUUAUGCAGCAUUCAAUCCGCAGUAGAUGAAGGCUCUUUUUACAAAUCCGGGGGUACAGGAUGAAGACUUAAUCAAGCUCACGAAUGUCGUGGUGUCAUGGGAUAUGGAGAGGAGAUCCAAGUUAGGAUCCCCUGACGGUCAAAAAAGUUCCACGGUUAAGAGGUUGAUGUAUCACGAGUAGAGGGGGUUGCUCAACCGGAAGCGACUGACCUAAAGGUGAAAGUAACUGAGAAAGAGAGGUCGAGGAAAGAGAAGUUCAUGGCUGCACCACAAGCUGAUCGCCACCCUGAAGCUAGAAUCAGUGAAAAGGAAUGA